AUGGACGAGGAGAGCAGUCAGCAGAUGGUCACAGCAGAGAUCUGUGCGGAGGGUAAAGACGCAUCUUCACAAGGGGCUUCUGGUGACAACCCGGCCCCCGUCUGUGACGUGUGUGCCGACGACAGAGGCGGCGGUGAAGCUGAAGUUCCGGAGGAGAACUUGGAGGUGACGCAUGAGGAGCCUUCAGAGAUGUUGGAGGAAACUUCUAUGUUGGCAGCGUACGACUUCUCCCACCCGCCGUGGGCCCUAACAGGAUCCUGGCGGGAGUAUUCUGCGGCCCCCGAGAAUUUCCUUAAAGGCUGCAAAUGGGCUCCUGAUGGCUCCUGCAUACUCACCAACAGCGAUGACAACGUCUUGAGGAUCUACAACCUGCCCACCGAGCUGUACACGGGCAGCUGGGACACCCUGGAAGAGAUGAGCGCUGUUCUCCGUAUGGCUGAAGGCGACACGAUUUACGAUUACUGCUGGUAUCCGCGCAUGAGCUCCUCUGAUCCGGACACUUGCUUUGUUGCCAGCAGUAGCCGUGAUAAUCCAGUCCACGUGUGGGACGCCUUCCAUGGCAACGUCCGGGCAUCGUACAGACCCUAUAAUCAUUUGGAUGAGCUCACAGCAGCGCACGCUCUCUGUUUCUCACCGGACGGCUCUCAGCUCUUCUGCGGCUUCGAUAAGACGGUCAGAGUGUUUGAGACGUCUCGGCCAGGGAGAGACUGUCAGUGUCGGCCCACUUUCCAUAAGAAGCAAGGACAAUCCGGCAUCAUCUCCUGCAUCGCAUUCAGCCCUUCCGAGGAUAUAUACGCCUGCGGCUCCUACUCCAAAUCCCUUGGUCUGUACUCGCUCCACGAGGGGGUCACCUUGGCGGUCCUACAGGGCCAUCACGGAGGGGUCACCCACCUGGCUUUCUCACCCGACGGCCACUGUAUUUUCUCAGGUGGUCGUAAAGACCCUGAGAUCUUGUGUUGGGAUGUCCGUCACCCCGGGAAGGUCUUGUCUACCCUAAGACGAACCGUAUCCACCAACCAAAGGAUGUACUUUGACAUGGAGGUCUCUGGGCGGUACCUCAUCAGUGGUGACACCCGGGGCCUGGUGACAGUCUGGGACACCAUGUCCUCAAUCCAAGAUGGCGUCGUCCUUCCUCUCCUCCAGUUCCAGGCUCAUACUGACUGCGUCAAUGGAAUAAGCCUGCACCCUUCCUACCCGCUAUUGGCUACGGCGUCGGGACAGCGGAAGUUCCCAGAGUCGGGGGGCAGCAGCGACGAGUCCGUGGAGCCAGAGAGACCCCCGAAGGGCAACGCGGGAGACAAUUCUCUGCAGCUGUGGUGGUGCGGGGCUGACGCGCAGUAAAGCCCGCCGCGAUGUACAGAUGUAUAUAUCCUGUGCGUGUUCUAGAAUCUUCCGCCUGUAUAUAUCGUGUAGGUAUUUUUCUACGUUCUCAUCGCCUUCCUACCGUCUAAAUAAAAGAUUUUUAGAGAAA
Spea bombifrons (plains spadefoot toad) is the source of this 1471-nucleotide messenger RNA. It is a transcript of the gene WRAP53, whose product is annotated as WD repeat containing antisense to TP53. Gene Ontology annotation, molecular function: protein binding; RNA binding. The transcript is spliced from 10 exons. Lineage: Eukaryota; Metazoa; Chordata; Amphibia; Anura; Pelobatidae. Gene Ontology annotation, cellular component: Cajal body. Bases 1 to 1341 code for a protein of 446 amino acids. The record is from RefSeq and is a predicted model, not a curated record. Gene Ontology annotation, biological process: Cajal body organization.